CUCGACUCCUGCACCUCAUCGCCCGUUUUGGUUGUAACUCGCGCUCUCGCUCUAGCUGCCGGUACUUGUUUCCGCCAUCGCUGGCAUCCUCCAUCCUGUCCUGCUCUUCUUCUUAUAUGAAGGCGACGCUUCGGGGGAUUUGUUCAAGCGUCGGAGACUUUUCUGUCUUUGCUCCACAUUCAUCACCCCGACUCCGUGUACCACUGCGCAGCUUGUUGGUCAAAUUCAACAUUGAGCACCGAGGCGGUAUCGACAUCGACCCGUCUUUGCAAAUCGUCUCCGUCCUCCGUCCGCCGCCAUGAAACCUUCCGUCCCUCCUCCGGCCCCGGACGGUGUCCCCAAGCACCGGGCCUGCGAUGAGUGCCGAUCUCGAAAACUUGCCUGCUCCAAGGAAGCCGAUGGAUGUGCCAGGUGCCGGAAAGAGGGCAUUCAAUGCCACUAUUCUCCACAGAAGCCCAUGGGCCGCCCUCGCAAACGACGCCAUGUCGAGGAAGAAGCCGUACCCGCCGUCACUCAACAGCUGGUGCGCGAUGACUUGACCACUCCGCCUUUGGGCACAAUGAGCCCCCAGCUACCCAUCUCCAUGGGUAGCUUUCAGAUGCAGCCGCCUCUUCCUGUGGACCCGAGUUUCAACUUCCUCGAUGACUCCGGCCCUUCCAACAUGGAGUUCUGGGAUCUCCUCCCCGGCAACUACCUGGAGAUGCCUACUGAUCCCAACCUCUUUCUCCCCACCGAUCUUGACCCAAGCGGAGGAGCACCUGUUGUUCCUCCCAUGAACAUCACCGGUGUCGACCUUCUGGGAUCCAUCAACUUUAAUGAGCCGGACCAUUCACAGGCCGUCUCAAGAGACCUCAGCGAUUCCUUGCAGCGGUACAUGGCCGAACAAGUAAGCUUGCCUCAGCGAACGAGCUCCUCGACGCCCGCCAACUCAUCGCUCGGCAGCGAUCAUGGCACGUCGGUGGGUUCCCCCGACGGAUCCGUCUCGACGCCGCCGCCGCCGUCAUUGCGGGCAGUCCCAACCAUCAACUGCAGCUGCCUCUCGUCCCUCUUCCUCGCACUCGACAGCCUCUCCCGCCUGCCCCAAGAGGUGAUUCCGGCCAUGCGCGUCGCCCGCAACGCGUCCAAGGUGGCCCACGACGUCAUUAACUGCCCUAGUUGCUCUGCUCCGCUCCUCGACGGGUCUUUCGCCCCACCGCCGAUCCAGUCCUUCCAGAACCUCAUGUUCCUGGGGACUCUGGUCCCAUCCGCCUGCAACGCCUACGCUACUAUCCUAGAGAUGGUGGACACCGAGACAGCCCUGGCCAAGAAGCAAGGACGCACUUUUUGGUUCUCCUUCAAGGACAUCGGCGGCCUGUGGGGAAAGGUUGGCGAAUCAUGCGACAACUGCUCCGCUAUACACACCUACAACAACUCCAGUAUGGCCCCAGACCUGUGGCGGAUGACGAUCCGUGCACUCUUGCGGCUCGACGUGUACGGCGUUGGCCAAAUUGACUCUGGAACGCCGAGCAAUGAGAUGUACACCCAACUAGGGCUAAAAGACGUCGUGACCCUCCUGGAGGAACGCACACGCAAGCGCCAUGAUAUGCUCGAUGAGCUCAUCGCAACCGGGAAUAUUGCAAAGGCGAUGCCUAUGGGCGUCAUCUACCCGAAUAAGCCAUGCACCCCCGAGGAGCGCAACUGCGUCAGGAUCCUCGAGACGGCGCGCGUGGCCCUAGACAACCUCGUCAUCGCCUAGGGCGUCUGGAAUUCUUAGAAUCAUGAGCGGAAUGAAAGGCAUCUAUUCAAGGUGGAUGCUAUAUACUAUCUUACUGGGAGAUGGAUGGAACAAAUGGCGUGAAUAUGGACGAAAUGAACAGACCAGUCGGCCGUUAUGAACUUGGGAGGCACAGGCAUCCUGGCAUUCAA
Ilyonectria robusta is the source of this 1905-nucleotide messenger RNA. RefSeq lists its product as uncharacterized. Gene Ontology annotation, cellular component: nucleus. Gene Ontology annotation, molecular function: zinc ion binding; DNA-binding transcription factor activity, RNA polymerase II-specific. The coding region runs from base 299 to 1735 and encodes 478 amino acids. NCBI's taxonomy places the organism in Eukaryota, Fungi, Ascomycota, Sordariomycetes, Hypocreales, Nectriaceae. The transcript is spliced from 2 exons. The record is from RefSeq and is a predicted model, not a curated record.